ACGAGUGGUUCUGUGGCGACUGCGGCGUGUGAUGCCGUAGCCAAGGUGACCGCAGCAGCAGACAACUGACAACCCGCCGCUCGUCGUCAACAAUAUUCUAGCGUGCAUAUUCCAGUUCGUUUCCACGGUGAUUUGGAGCGUCAGCACCGAGGAAUCCUGGACGACAUUAAGACACCUGUCAGGAAAGCCGGCAGGCUAGCAGACACAAGUUUAUUCGUCAUUCAUGAAAACAGUGUCUGCAGAAAAACUGAGAGAGAAUUCCUUUCGAGGAAAUAGAGUACUGUUUUGAUGAAACGUGAGUCACCUGUAGUAGCCUCAGGACAUGGUUGCCUGGAUACAUCUCUUCAGAAGCGAGGAGCCGGAGGUGGUGAUUCGGUGGCUGCGGAGAGAGUUGAGGGUGUAAUCACCAUGACUACGGGAGCCCAGUAUGCUCUUGCUACGUCCGCUGGGGCUGGUGGUGGCAGGGACGGUACGAGCGGGGUGGGAGUAGAUUCUAAGUCUGGUGUAGUCGUCGUAACCACCUCAAGCUCCAGUGGCAGUGGGAGCGCAGCUCAGACUCAAUCUACUAGGGGUCAGCAACUCAUCACUGUAGUCACAAGUCCAGAUCCUUCUAGUCCUAACAACCUCCAAGUGCAACCUAUCCAGUUGUUGGUUCAGGACUCACUUGAAACAGCUGCAGAUUCGUCAAACGGAUCAUCAGACACUUCGGUACAUGUUACUGCGCAAGUUGUAGUGAAUACUACGCACUCCGGUCAACACACUCUCGUUGAUACUACAGACACUGCUUCUACUGGAGCUGGGACAAUUGUCAGUGGGUCACCACAUUACAUAACUGUAACAGGCACCGGUGACUCACCAUCCUACGCGUCCCUUACAACGGCUGUAGUGUCUGGAGACGCCGAGGCAGUGGGUUCCGAAUCUGUAUCACACCCAACAUAUGUCCAGUAUGUCGAGGGGGAUACUUCAACAUAUAUACCGACCAACGGACAGAUGACAUAUCCGGUAUAUACUGUUGGUGAGGCAGGGGCCAUGUACACUCCUGCUUCCAGCCAAUAUUAUACACCGGCAUCAACACCAGUCACAUACACACAGGUCACGGGACAAGGGUCAAAUGCCACGACUGGACAGCUCCUAUCUCAAAGCAACGGUACAUAUUUGAUACAACAGAGCGUGGUAGAUGGUGAUCCUACAACACAUGCACUUAUAUCUGCCACUGCGGCCCGAGCUAGUCCGCAAGCAGAAAAUGCUGAGGCAGUGGUUAGCGGGGGUGGAGGGACAUACCUGAUCAGCGGAAAUGCAGGUGGCACAGCAGUGAGCGUGGAAGAGGCUGCUGCUGCUGCGGCUAACAUCACGCAUGCCACUAGAGCCUCCCAGGCCACAGUACAAUGGUUAUUGGAAAAUUACGAGACAGCAGAUGGGGUGUCUCUUACAAGAUCGACACUUUAUAAUCACUAUUUACGUCAUUGUUCAGACAACAAAUUGGAUCCUGUAAACGCAGCAAGUUUUGGAAAAUUAAUCCGCUCUGUAUUUUUGGGACUACGAACUAGACGUUUGGGUACUCGGGGUAACUCUAAGUACCAUUACUACGGUAUUCGCGUCAAACCAAGUUCACCAUUGAUGAUGCUGAAUGAAGAUGGAACAUCUCGUCAACAGCAAUCAUCAAAUGGUCAAGCCAAACGUUUCAAAUCUGUUCAUCAAAAGCCUGAAUCCGCAUAUGACGGCAAUACUCACGACAACACAAGCAUUGCUUCCAAUCCAUCUCCUCCGCAGUAUCAUCAAUAUUUAGGUGAAGCAAGUGGUGCUAUUCCGGAAUUUCCUGAAAUCGACGUCUGUCAUGGCUCGACUUUACCUGAUGAUUGUACAUUAGAAGAUAUUGAUACAUUCCGGAGCAUAUAUAGAGAACAUUGCGAGGCUUUCUUAGAUGCAGUUUUGAGCUUUGAAUUUGCCACCGUUGAGAGUUUGUGGCAAGCGUUUUGGCGCAGUCAAGAUAAUAAUAAUGGUGACGAAUGUGAGGCAGAAAAGUACCUGUCCAAGACUAAACUGUAUCAAAUGUGCAAGUGCUCAGCAGUCCAGGAUUUCAUCAGAAGGGUUGAUUAUACAUUUUACCAAAAUCUUGUCCAAGUACUUAUGCCAGAUGUUCUGCGACCCAUUCCUAGUUCUCUUACUCAGUCGAUUAGAAACUUUGCUAAAUGUCUUGAAUCUUGGUUGACUUCGGCUAUGAAUAAUUGUCCUGAAGAGAUGAUGCAGAUCAAGCUUAAAGCUGUAUCAGCAUUUGCACAAACCUUGCGACGAUACACAUCACUCAAUCAUUUAGCUCAAGCUGCCCGUGCUGUACUGGAAAAUUCUAGUCAAAUCAAUCAAAUGGUGGCUGAUUUGAAUCGCAUUGACUUUCACAAUGUCCAGGAACAGGCUUCAUGGGUAUGCCAGUGUGAUUACGCAGUUGUCCAACGAUUGGAAGCUGAUUUUAAAGUUACGCUGCAGCAUCAAAAUUCAUUGGAGCAAUGGGCAGUAUGGAUGAAUGGUGUCGUUACACAAGUACUUAAACCCUAUGAAGGAAAGCCAACCUUUGCUAAAGCUGCUCGGCAAUUUUUACUAAAGUGGUCCUUCUAUAGCUCAAUGGUCAUAAGAGAUCUUACACUAAGAAGUGCUGCUAGUUUCGGGUCAUUUCACCUGAUGCGGCUUCUAUACGAUGAAUACAUGUUCUACUUGAUUGAACACCGAGUAGCAGUUGCUACUGGCACAACACCUAUAGCAGUAAUGGGUGAUAAAAAUCAAAGCUGGUCACUAAUCAAUUCAUUUGCAGCAACAGCAAUUGGAGGUGACCCUAUUAUGUAUGUAGACGUGGACAUGGCAACGCUGCAGGUCAAACAGAUAUAUCGAGCACCAGGCAAUCAAAGUGCAUAAAGUUAAGCUAACUGCAUAUCUUUGCCUGUUACAAUGUAAGUAAUUAGUUUAAAACGAUAUACUGAGGGAUAAUAGUAAUAUUACCGCAUGCAGGCCUAUUAUUCCAUACUAGUCCGUUAGAUUAUUAUUUUAUUUAUUGACGAAUUGUCGUUGCACUAUAACAAUAUAAUGAAAUAAAUAGUGAUUGCAUGUCCAUACGACUCCUGAAAUUUCAUACACUUGCAAAAUACUGCCUAUUACAACUUUAUGCAACUUCGAAAUCAACCGAAUAUCUCCAAAACAAGUGUAAACAACAAAUUUUAUGAAAUUUUUUGGUCAGCGUCAGAAAACCACGUUUCACAAUGUUACUGUUUGGUACUUGACUUUUUUCAUUCUUAAUUUGUACUAUAAGUAUGAAUUAUACCCAGAUUUUAGGCAUCGUAUUAAAUAAUAUAGUAUAAGCGAGAAAGUACUAAAUUGGUUAAGAACUCCCCUAGAUACAACAAUUUAUUCUAAUUUCAUUUUUGCGAAUGCAGUGCUGAGAUUAGACACCCAGUUUUUUUAUAAAAUGAUUUAAAGCUUAUUACACUAAGCCAUCCGUGAUUACAAAUCAUUAAAUUGAUAUGCAAUACGUUUCGAUACUUUGGGCGGUUUUUCUUGGCAAAAUUGUAUGUUUCAAACAUAACUUUACCAACUGUUCCAGUAUGUGAUUUAUGCUGUUUCAUUUACACAUGGGGACUUAUUGAGAAUAAAUUCUUGUAUUCUUAAUUGAUGAAGCAAGGAAAUAUAUUAAAAUACCUAAAAUAUUUUUUUGAAAAACUCACAAAACGAUACUAAUUUAUUUUCAACGGAUUGAUUAAGUAUGCCAGAUUUUUCGGUCCUGUAUCAAAAUAUACAUAAUUUAUAAUGUUAUAUUUAUGCACGAUACAAAUUUUUUUUGCAAUUAAACUAUUAUAUAAUAUUUGUUAAGUAAUCACUGUUUGAAGGAGAUUUUGUUACGUGUGAUUUGUGUGCCAGAUAUAAAUUGAUGAAAAAUAUUUUUAGCUUGCAUACCAAUGAUUGUGAAUACCAUUAUUUCGCUAGUGAUUAUUAAGAAAACAUGAACCAAACAUUUUAGUGUUCGUAUAUAAAUUGAUUGGCUAGUGAAGUUUAUAAUCUAGCCUAUUUGUCAAAGCUUGGAAAACGAAAGUCACCCUACUCUGUUAUGAAUUGUGAGUGGAUGUUUAGUUGAAGGCAUUGUAAAUAUUUCAUAUAUUGAUUUCAAUUAUUUAGUUAAUCCUGUCUGCGUUUUUGGUACUCUUACCCGUGAAUCGUCGCCAGAAAAACUAAAAUAGAUGUUCAUUUGUAGAAAGUUCAGUUAUGUACAGACAAUGCAGCAGUUUGUUGUCUUCUAAUUAAAGAAGGACACAUUAAAUUUUUCCUCUUGAUCUUUUAACUUGAGUUUUACCAUAUGCAGUUUCCAUAAUUCAAUGCCUAGGAUUUGACCAUUUUGAAGUAAACGAUUCUCAGAACUAAACAAAAUGUACCAAUUCUUUGAAAAGCGAUGUAAGUAGAAAUUGAUCUCAAUAUUUUAAUCAAUCUCCUAAUUUCUACUAAUUGCCAUGGAGUAGUUGGGUAGCUCUCUGGUGAAAACUUGAAUUCAAUAAAAAUUGUUUACUGCACAAGAUAUAGGUAUUUAUAAAAUAUACGUAAUUAUUUUUCUAUCAUAAUUUGAAUAUCUCAAAAACAUAGCACCACCCUCCAAAACUGUUUCCAUACGC
Messenger RNA from Diprion similis, 4643 nucleotides. It is a transcript of the gene Rfx, whose product is annotated as DNA-binding protein RFX2. The record is from RefSeq and is a predicted model, not a curated record. Gene Ontology annotation, biological process: regulation of transcription by RNA polymerase II. Bases 289 to 2904 code for a protein of 871 amino acids. The transcript has 19 exons. Gene Ontology annotation, molecular function: RNA polymerase II cis-regulatory region sequence-specific DNA binding; DNA-binding transcription factor activity, RNA polymerase II-specific. Lineage: Eukaryota; Metazoa; Arthropoda; Insecta; Hymenoptera; Diprionidae.